CUUCUGUCUACCUGGCGUCGACAGAUCUGCGAAUGUGAAGCAUCCCAGCUAUACUUCAUCUCGGCUGGAUCCAGCAAAAAGAGGCGAUGAGCGGCGUCGAGGAGCUUGCCACGGUGCUAGGUGGCAAUUUCUUUGCGAUUGGUCUUGGGUACUGUUGUUUGAGGACGCAUCUGCUGGAUGACGUGAAGGGCAUCACAUUCAUCGUCAGCAAGAUAGCCUUGCCGCUGCUCGUCUUCAGAGCGGUGAGCGGAAAGACAGUCACAAACGCACUGGUCAGUCUGUCGGUGCGUGUGUGUGAUGCAUGCAGGUGGCACUGAUGGAUCUUGGUUCUGUGAAUCUGACGGUCAUCGCUGCCUGCACCGUUGCCAAGUUCGUCGUGCAGGCCGCCGUCAUUGUCGCAACCAUAACCAUCGACAAGGUACUCUCAAUCACUGUGUGGCUGGCCGAAUGCUGCUGCUUGCUUGGCUGCAAUGGAUGGAUGGAUGGAUGGAUGGAUGGAUGGAUGGACGGAUGGAUGGACGGAUGGACGGACGGAUGGACGGAUGGACGGAUGGACGGAUGGACGGAUGGACGGAUGGAUGUGUUGCGUCAUUGCAGUCGCCCAAAAAUGUAUCGCGUGCGGCCCUUCAUGCCCACUUCGUGUCGAGCGAGAAUGCAUUCGCCCUCGGGAUCCCAAUAGUCUACGCCCUCUUCCCCAUAGCCGCCUACCCACAGGAUCUCCUCGGCUACCUGACUGCACUCGCAGGUUGGGAUGCACCAACGAGAUGUGCUCACAACGCCACGCGUGCUUUGCGUGCAGUCCUGCAGACGGUUCUGCACACCAAUUUAUCGUUUGUGCUGUUUGAGGCCGGCAAGGCCAAGAGGGAGGCACACGAGCAAGGGGACACGGCAGGCAGCAAGAGCUGUACCGUGGAGAUGCCUGCAGUGCGUCAGGUGGACGAGACGUUGAGUUUGCCGCCUUCCCCGUCCCCGCCGUCGACAGCAGUAGAGGGCAAGAGGAAAAACCUGUUGGUCAAAGUGGUGUCCAAUAUCAUUACGCAACCCCUCAUGUAAGUAUGAGAACAGGACAGCGAGCCAGCUACGGAUGGAUCAGACUGUGUGUGCUCUUACAGCAUAAUGAUCGUGGCUGGUCUGCUGUUCAAGGCGGCCUUUGGCUGGGCGUUCACGACGAGUGACACUGGUCGGCUGCGGUUGCCUUCGGGUCUUCAUGACGUGGUGGCUCUCGCCACUGAGCCCUACGUCAUGUGUGCUCUGUUUCUCACGGGCGCCACGGUCGUCAACAAUCUCGACGCACUCCUCAAACCACAACAGGCAAGAAUCAACAUUCAUACAUACAUACAUACAUCAAGUGGAUGGGGUCACCUCUCGUGUCGUUGCCUGCCUACCUGCCUGCGCGCGUGGAUGUGUACAGGUGGUUCUGCCGCUGUUUCUGGUGGUUCUAAAGGUGAUGGUGUUGCCGUCAGUCAUGUGGCUAUUCGUUUCUGUCAUGAACACUGGCAUGGCCGAGGAGGAGCUGGAGGUGUAUCAAGACUUCGCACUUCUGUUUGGAUCCAUACCCACGAGCUCUGCACCCGUCGUCUUCGCCAAGGUUUACAAGGUCGACGAAGAUGUGGCCGGUGCCGGUGUGAUCCUGGGCCUCGUGCUGGGCGGGCCUCUCAUUUUCGUACUCGCCAUCCUUUUCGAUAAAGAAGUGAGGCACUCAGUCAGCGAUAUACCAACAAUCAACUCACUGAUGUGUUGUUGUCGCUUUCUCUCUCCCUCUCGUCCGUCCAUGCAGCUCUCGGCGGUGGCUGACGCGUUCCUCGUGAUCAACAAGAGCUUUGCAGUGUCAUCCAUGGUCUUUGCGAUCAUGGUUCUUUUCAUUCUGCUGCUGAUACGGGCUCGUGAGGACUGGACCACCUACCCGCGCGUCCUAGUGCCAUGCUACGCCGCCUCUGUGGCUCUGUCGGGGCUGCUGGUGACGAUUUUGGCCUCAUCGACCAACUACUGCUCGAGAGGCGACAGCGACGACACGUGGCAGGUGGCCAUGUACAACAUGAGCAAUUACUUUAUGCAAAUGGUGAGGGAAUGAACUGGCACGAAAAGUGAGUAUCCGGUCGCACCACACAUGUGUGGGGGAUGGGUCGGUCAGAGUCGUUGGUGCCUGUGCGGACUGUGCCUGAAUGUUGCUCUCGGCGUGAGGAUGGGCCUGUCGAAGGCAAGGAGGCGCUUCUUUUUCCUGACAAUCGCGGCCGCUUUCAUCCUGCCCCUGGGUAACACACACAGGCACACACACACACAUCUCCACGAAUGCAUUUCUGUCUGUCGCUUGCACGUUGGUGUGUGUGAUGGCUGUGAUGGUGUGAUGGAUCCAUUGGCUCAGUGUCCCUAGUAUGGUCCUGGCUUGGCCCGCCGGUCGUGAGUAGGCGGGCGAUGGAGUACGACCCCUGUUUGUUCUGGUACGGCCCCCCAGAGCAGGUGUGCGACGCUACACUUCUGCUGCUCGUGCUCGUCCUGCUGGCCGUCGCACUCGCUAUGUCGAUCAAGGCUCGCAAGCCAGACAGUGACCAGCAGGAUGUCAAGGACCAAUCAGCCAUAGUGGAGAGGGAGCCGUGGCAGCACAAUCUCAUAUUCCCUGUCAUGGUGGGUUGAGUGGAGAGGUGGCGACAAUUGAAGUCAGCCACAACUGCUUUUGUGUGUAUGUGUAUUUGUGUCGUCAGGUGUUGGGUGCUGUUGGCGGCUUGCGGCUGAUCCUGCUAGUUGUGUACAGCUGGGGGCAGGUCACCGCAACAGAGAUAGACAUCUCGGGGUCGCUGCUCAAGGUCAGCUCCGAACUGACGUCCACAUACAACGUGUGACGCACGUGCAUGCAAUGGUUGGUUGGUGUGUGUGCGUAGUUGGGAAUGGUGGUGAGUGUGCUGGAGAAAGGACAAGGUCUGCUGAUCUUCCUCGUGUUCGCCUUCCAAUCCGACGCAAUCAUGCAAUACAACCUCGUGGCACGGUCGACGGGCCAAUGCAUGCAAAAGGUGCACAUGACACUCAUGAUCAUGGCCUUUUGCGCACACUCACAUAUCGAUGACUAUGAUUUCCCUUCUUCUCUGGCUCGCUUGCUCAGUGCUUCCAUCGUGAGAUUGCGUCUCCUCCAGUGACCGACCCCUCAGUCCCUCUGCCCUCUUCCCUCCUGCACGUCGUCGAUGCGCUCGGGGCAUCGUGCGCCUGUGGCGGACCACUGGACAAGACACACCCGGAUUAUCACGCCGAGAAGGCGAGCGACAGGCGGUGUUUGUCAGCGUUGCGGCGUCAGCGUGUAUUGGUGCAUCACUGCUUCACGGGGAGGGAGGCCGUGGACUGGAUGGUUGACUGCGAGCUGGCCCACGUGCGAGAGGAGGCCGUGCAGAUCGGCAAGAGGCUCAUACGGCUGGGUGAGACAUGAUGGACAGAAGACACACCUUGAUGUGAAUGACGUCACGUGUUCUGUUGACGUCACGUGUUCUGUGUGUUCGUGUUGGGCAGGUGUGAUAUCCCAUGUGAGGCAGGAGUGCGACUUCUUCGACUCGCACCUCCUCUACCGGUACCGCCCCGAUCACCGGGAGAAGCGGCUGUGUCAGCCGUCCACAGGAGUGUCGGCCACUCCUGAACAAGAGCAGGAACAGCCAGGGCUGCUCUACGGGGAAACAAACGAACGGUUCGGUUGAUGAGAGCAUAAGACAGACAGCAACGAGUGAGAGGUCGUAGGUGUAAGGUCGCCCCUUCCAGUCGAGCUGUUGUCAAGUGAGCCUUGCUCUCCUGGUGUGUAUGCAUCAUAUAUAUAUUUGUCG
Molecule: messenger RNA, 3797 nt
Organism: Vitrella brassicaformis
Lineage: Eukaryota; Vitrellaceae
Source: the annotation of a GenBank genome assembly